Molecule: messenger RNA, 6640 nt
Organism: Pocillopora meandrina
Lineage: Eukaryota; Metazoa; Cnidaria; Anthozoa; Scleractinia; Pocilloporidae
Source: the annotation of a GenBank genome assembly
AUGUCAAUAACAACCGAACACAAUGAAAGGUGAUGACGUCAUGCCCUUCCCAGAGUUCACAUGACAGCAUAGAAAUCUAUAUUGAGGAAAGAACACUGAGGCCUCGAGUUAUGAUGCGUCCUUACAACCGUGUUUCGUGUGCUUUCGUGCUUUUAUUGGUUUGUUUGAUACAGCUUUCCCUUGUACAACUAUGUCUGGGAACUAAAGAAGUAGAAGGUGGGUCAAAUUGUAGAUGAAGUGAUCGUCUGUUUGAAUGUAGAUUGUUCAGAGCCAUAUAUAGGAAUUCAAUAUCUCACACGUCCGAUCACGGACCUCCGAUGUAUCUGAAACACGUAAAGCGAUGUUCUUUGACACGUUAUGAAUCAAAGUUACGUGCUGUAGCUCUGAAUCAGACAGAAACGACUUUAACAGGGGAAUCGUUAUGUACAGAAUGUGUGUACACAACGAUAAAUUUAAGCCUUGAGGGGCGAGUCGAUUUUCACGUAAUCUACAAAACUGAAAUAAGUACGUACUCUGGCCUUCAAUUCUUCUCUCAUUUGAUUUUUAUCCCUGUGGGUAUUUCUGAUAGCUUGAUAAUAGACAGAUAUUAAAAUUCAAGUGUUAAAAAGACGCGAAUAAGUUGUAUACCAGCAUUAUAGGUCUCCAAGACCUGCGAAAAUGUUACAGUUCUUUUUAGUAUUAUGCUGUUUUUUUCGUUGUAUUUGUUUACUUUACACGAGAUGUCGAUAUCAGGAUGACACAUUAGAUAAGCAAGUCUUACUGUUGCUCGAGGAGAAGUAUGCUCGUCGCAAACUGGUGACAGAUAAUGUCUUUUGCCCUUACAGAGGUUUUAACGUGAAACCAGAUUUUAUAGAACGAGAUACAAAUUAAGGAUAUGAAUUUGACUAUCUUUUCAAUUUCUGUCUGUGUUUGGACUUUUGUCAGAAACAUCAACUAUCUUGAGUUCAAGUUUGUCUCUAGAUUAGGUAUUUCAAGUGGAAAAAUCUCGAUCAUGGUUGAAUUUUUUAGGGGACCCCAGAUAUAAAUUGAAGUUAUUGCACUGUCAUGUUUACACUGAGCAUUACUUGAGAAUAUUUCCUAAGAUGGCUUGUACAGUUUAAAGGACAAAAAAGGCAUGUAUCUGAUGUAUAGAGAAUUAUCAUUGUGCCUGUAACAAAUUGAAUUGUUUGAAUCUGGGAUUAUUUAUGAAACAUGCAGUCCUUUAUGUAGGGUUUGUAAGUACUCAUUACAUCUGUUGAUGUAUGUGGGAACAACCUGAGCUGAUGUGAUCCUCAGAAUCAAGAAAGAUUUGGUCACCGGUCAAAUGUUACUAUCUUAGAUCAUGGAAGCUUAUUUUUGUGAUGUUAUUGUCUGAAAUACUGAAAUAGGGUUUAUCAGUUUUCAAGGAAGUCCUGCUUGAACAUGACAUUCUUUCCAAUCAAUUAGCCAAUCAAAGUUUGCCAGAUAAGAUUCGUUAAUACGGUAGCUGAAAAAUGUUCUGAAAAGGAAAAGGAAAUUUUUCUGUUUUAUGUUGAAUUUGAUUGGUUAUCCUUAAAAAAUACCUUUGUUUUGAGUGGUUCAAGCGAGACUACAAUGAGGAAGUUGCAUGCCUAGACAGGCAGAUCUUUGGUUAGUUUGGAUGAUAACUUCCCUGAUUUGAUAGAGAUCAUUUAGAGUCUUCAAUUUGUUGAAGAGGAAGUUUUUUGACCCCACGGCCAUUGAUCAUGAUGUCACAGACACUACUUUCCAUGGAGGGGAGGGGAUAUCGGGGGGGGGAGGGGAGGGCAUACUCUCCUGGAAAAUUGUGAACAAACUGAAGUACAUGAGAUAAGUAUUCCUUUAUUCUGAGCAAGAAUUUCCAAUGUAGAGAAGUGUUCAAAGCAAGUGCAAGGGAACAAGGAGCAAAUUAUGUUUAAAAGGUUGAGUUGUUUUAUAGAUAUUAUAAAGCAGCAGUUUGCUAUCUAAAAAUCAGUAGUUUAAAUCAGAAACCCUAAAAAUGAGAGAAAUUACAGUUUCAGGGUGAGAGCCCUGAUUGAACUCAUUUUUGUGUGUUUUAUGCUCAAUACAUAAGAUUUGAGAGUUCUGGAUUGUAUAUUCUAAAAGUAAUCACAAUCUUUAAAAUAAUUUUUGUACUUUGUUCUUACUCAUUUACAGACAAGUGCCUUAAAUACAGUAACAAAUCCUGCCAAGAUUGCAUUGAACAGGAUGGGGUGAGUGCUGUCUUCAUAUGUUCUGUUACAUAAGCAUAUUGACUCAUGACUCAGCACUAGGUUAGGUAACCAUGAUAUUGGUCAAGUAUUUUUCAUUGCUAUUCUAACUUAUGAAUCACAGCGAAAUCAAAAGCCAUGAAAACAAGAACUGGUGUCAAAAAUAAUGGGAUCAAUAUUUACCUUUGAUGAAUAAUCAACCUUGUAAAGAAUGUAAUAUUUAGCCAAAAUAAUUUUACCCUUGUGCUAAUCAAGGAGGUUAUCCUUAGAAGGCAAGAAAGACACUGUGGAGUUGAUUGCAAAUAGGACCCAAACUUAGUAUUGAUAAUGUAUUGUUCACUUGUGUAGGAUUUAGCAGUGUGACUUUCCACAAAGUAAUAUUAUGUAACUAACAGUAAAAAUAUACUCAGUUGUCCAUGUAAUUUUAAAUUUUUUUUCACAUUCUUUUUAAAGCAUUGUUCUUUACUUAAACUCACUAGAUACACGUUUCCUGGUCAGUAAGCUAGUUAGAAAACAGGAACUGCCUCAUUUUGCCUGUAUUUAGAGGCACCGUUAAGUAUUUAUCACAGUGGAGCUCUGCGAUAGCUCCCAUGAUUGACCAAGACAGAAUUUCUCCUUAUAAUACCAAUUCAAUAUCAAGCAGAGAAGUAAUGAGAAUAUAGAAAAAUAUUAAGUUUUGCAGAUUGAUUGUUCAUCUAAUACCAAAUUCUCCAAACUUAUACUAAAGGAAUUGUAUGGCUGAUAGUAAGGAGAAUUACUAAUGAGAUCUUGUGUGAAAAAAUAGGGUUGUAUAUAAAGGAAAUGUACUGGAAAAGACUUUUUUAACAGUUACUAACUGUUAGGGAGAAGAUUUGAUAGUUAAUCUUUAAAAGUUAAAGACAAGGCAGUGGUUGACAGAAGUAUAUGGACAAUUGCAGUAAAAUUAUUUCUGCUCUUAUAAGACCAGGUAUACUUCUGAUCAUACAGCUUGUGCUUGAAGAGAGCAAAAUGGCUGCCCAGUUAUGAUAAUCACAGCAAAUUAGUCCAAAACUUGUUUGAAAAACAUUCAUCUCCUUAUCUUACUUUAAAUUCUUCUUGGACUUUAGUGUGUAUUUUGUGAGGGGAGUAGCAAGUGUGUGAAAUCUGAUCCUGUAAAAAGCAUAAUAAAUAAAGCUUGUGGAAGCCAGGAUUGGAAAUACAAGCAAUGUGUGGGUGAGUAAAUUUGUUUGUUCAAGGUGUGCCUGUCUUUGUAAAGGAAAUUACUUCUUCCCUUUUAGAUGUACAGUGCACAGUUUUGUUUCUUAAUAUUUAAGUCAAAGUUUGAUAGCCUUACUGUAAGUACAAUUUCUAAGUUGUAUAGUGAAUGUACAGUAGAUUGAUUAAGGAUUUUACUGGUUGGUGAGAGAAUGGCCAGUUCUGUGCUAGAUAAAUCAACCAUCAUAUAUGUAAUUCGUUAGUAAUUUGGUAGAAAGAUGCUAGUAAGUUCAAUAAGCUUUUUAGCUUGUAGAGGAAUUUAUUUCAGGGUGUUUCCCUUAUUAUUCUAAGGAUUAUUUUACUUUUAACAAGAAGUUUCACUCGUGUGUUGUUUACUAAACAACAUGAUCUGCAUCAUUUACUUGCUGUCAAAAUGGAAUUUUGGAAGGAAUAUUUUUAUUAUGUACAGUGGAUGUAUUUUUUCCAAUAAUUUUUCUACUGGAUGAUGUAUUGUGUAAACAUUGAUUUGAUGUAAUUUUGUGCUCAGGGUUCUUAUUGAUAGCAAAUUGCUUUCACCCAUAUGGAAAUGACCACUCUGAGCCUUAACCCUUUGAUCCCUAAGAGUGAUUAACAUCUAAUUUCUCCCUACUAUAUCACCCCUGAAUCACACAUUAAAGUCAGGAGAAUGAAGUAAAUGAUCUCCGACGGAUGAAGCUCUUUGUUGAUUGUUGAAAAAAUUCUCCUUAUCAGCACCUUAGGAAAUGUAUAAAGAACAGUAUAGAGAAUAUGCAUACAGAUGUUAGGGAGAAAAGGGUUACUGGUAACCCUUUUAAGCCCCAACAUCUGUAUCUAUAUUCUCCAUACUUAUCUCUGUACAUUUCUCUUGGUAUUGACAAGGAGAAUUUGUUUUGAAAUCAAAGCUCCUAAAGUGGGCAAUCAUUUUCUUCAUUCUCUUGAUUUUAAUGAAUAAUUCAGCAGCAUUACUGCAAGGAAAAAGGAGAUUAUGGUCACUCUCAGGCUUGAAAGAUUGAAAUCAAAUAAAGUUAUCUAUUCCGUUCUGAAAGUACUUACUGGGGAUUUAACUUGCAUUUUCUGUUUAUUUUUUUUUAAGUAUCUGGCAAAGUCCUGAUCAUUGCCCUUCCAGUGGCAGGGUUUGUGGUACUGGUCGCAUUAGGAUGUUGUAUCUACUGUUGCUGUUGCCGUAAGAAGAAGCUAAGAGGGUAUGACAGUAAAUCACAUGAUACAUAUAGUAAUGAUGAUAAAGAUUUUGGUUUCUGUCCCAACGUAUGGGCCACUGUGUGUAACUUUACUUCUACAUCUUGGCAUGGCCUCAGUUGCAUUGCAAACGCAUGUAGAAGACUUACUGUUUUGCAAUGUUUCUCCUUAGACCUGGCAAAGAAGAUGCAAAGUGGCGUCGUCAGAGGGAGGAAAUAGAGAUUAAACACAAAGAAAGGUUUGCAUGGUUAUAACUUUAGGGUUUAAUUUAUGUUAUUGUAACUGACAGGAGCUGUAGACACUGAGUGUCUAAAAAUCAAAACAUCUGCAUUUGAGUCCUGGUUAUGUCAACUAAGUUUCCUCCAGUAGUUGUACUUAAUUUUGGUUUUUCUUCUCCGUUUGAAGGCGUGAAGAGAGAAAGAAGAAGCAUGAUGAAAUCAGGAAGAAAUAUGGUAAGUGAGGAAUUCUAAUUGAAAUUUUACAAUCUUAGUAUACAGUACUUUUGUGUAUGCAAUACUGAAAGCAUUUCAGUUGCAAGAUGGAUGGUAAAUUUCUUUAUUAUUGGUCAGAUCAAGAGGAUGGUAAAGUUUAAGAUUUCCAUUAGACAGGCUUGGGUGCUUUGUGUCAAAUUGACACAAUUACUGGUAAGAAAAUUUUCCAAAAACCACUCUCAAUAAAGACCCUUAUGUUGUUCAUUGUUCUUGUUUGGAGAGCAAAGUGUGCUUGCUCUGAAAAAAACCUUGGUCCAAAGUGGUGAGCAAGAAUUUGAUUGUAAAAUGAAGGAAAAUUAUCCUAACAAGAUGAAAGAGUAAGAAACUUAGAAGUAGAAACUUUGAAGUCAACAUGAAAUUACACAAACAGUGCUCUGAAUUUUUCUUUUUUUUGCAGCUGUUCAUUUGGCUAUGAGAUGUUUAAAAAGCUUGUCAUGCCAUCGAUUUUUACAAAUUUGGAAUUUUUAUUUUUUAUGAAUGAUAAAGGGAAGGGGGUUGGGUGGGGUUGCUUUGAAAAAGAGAGGCAUGGUCUGCUCACUGUAGGGAAAGGUUCUAUGAAUUUCUCUAAAAUAACAAACAGUUAUAGUUUGGUAGUUUGUAACUACCAGGAAGAGUUAGUUUUCAAACCUAGUUCGCAAUUCUGUCUGCAGGUUAGUGAAUCUGACACGAUUUGGUACAUUUAGGACUGAGUAUAAGUUGUUUAAUUUUCAGGUCUCUACAGAAAAGAUGCAGACUCAGAAGAUGUGGAAGAUGGCCGCUAUCACCGAUUUGACAAUGCAGCUGUGGCAUAAAUAUAAUCCUUGCCUUCUCCUUUUGCUCUUGUAAAAUAGUAGAGUAGUGGUAUAAUGUGGGGUUUUUUUUUAUUUGGGUGCAAUUAUUAAUUUUGAAGUUAAUUAUAAUGCAAGAAUUUGUAUGCAUUGUUGCAAAGCAAAAUAUGAAUUCAGAAUUACUGCUUGUAACAUUUAAAUUUAAGUUGAUAGUCCCUCAAAACUUGAUCCUCAGUCUUUAAUUCUGGAUAGGGGAUUCCCUAAAGUUGCUAGGCAUGAGGCUUGAAUAUUAUUUCAAGAUGUUUGAGUCAAGCGUAGAGGUUUUUUUUAGAGUUUUAAGGCAAGAAAACAAAAUUAGUUCAGCAUGAUUAAUUUUUCAGACAACCUGAAGCUUCCUACCUUUUUUCCAGGUUCGCAGUAUAGGUCAUGCAUGAGUCAAGACUGUCAACUUACAUUUGAGGGGAAUGUAGUUAGUAAUAAUUUUCUAGGUUCUUAAGAAUUUAUAUCAGUUAGAUGAUGAACUUUCUCUGUUUAGUUUACAGUGUAAAAGAAAAAAGACAUCCUUUUCAUUUUACACAAGCUUUGUUACUUAUAAUUAUUACUAUGUGGUGUUUUAAAUUGAUUAAAUUGAUUAUAAUUAAGAUGUAAUCUUUCCCAGGCGAGAGGAGCAUUUUAAGCUCAACUUUACACAUCUACUUAUCACCCUAUUGCUAAUAAAAGUGGUCAACAACCACCUUCUCUCUUGUUUAUUUCAAACAUUUUUGAGUUUAAAGUUAAUGGCACAGCACAUAAAAAAGAAUGUAGUUUG